UAAAUAUGAUAUUUUUGACAAAUGUCAAGACCCUGUUACAUUUUUUCUCUAUAACCUUUAAAUCAACCGCUUCGCUUUUACCUUCAUGUUGAGGACAGAACCCAAAAAAAAAAAACCUUUACUUAUAAAACGUGACAAUACUUUUCAUGUUUAUGCUUAAGGUCGCUCACAAAGUAACCCACCAUGCAACACUCUCUUCGUUCUGAUCUUCUUCGUUCGAAGACUUCUUCUUCUCAUUCUCAUUUACUUCCACAAACCAAAAAUGUAAACAUCUCCCGAAGAGUUCUUAUCAACCCUUUCAAGAUAACAACACUUCCUGAUCUCCCUCCUCUCUUCAAAUCUCCGGUCACGCCACCACCGGUUAAGCUCAAACCAACCCAUCCAAACUUAAACCCUCUCCAGAAGCUAGCGGCUUCGAUGCUCGACAAGAUAGAGUCCUCUAUCGUCAUACCGAUGGAGCAGAAUCGACCGCUUCCUAAACCGACCGAUCCAGCGGUUCAAUUAUCAGGUAACUUCGCUCCGGUUCAAGAAUGUCCGGUUCAAAACGGUUUAGAAGUCGUUGGUCAGAUUCCUUCUUGUCUACGAGGAGUUUACGUACGUAACGGCGCUAACCCUAUGUUUCCACCGUUAGCCGGACAUCAUUUGUUUGACGGUGACGGAAUGAUUCACGCCGUUAGUAUCGGUUCUGAUAACAAGGUUAGUUACAGCUGUCGGUACACUAAAACGAACCGGCUUGUUGAAGAAACCAAGCUUGGAAGAUCGGUUUUUCCUAAACCAAUCGGCGAGCUUCACGGCCAUUCCGGUCUAGCUCGACUCGCUCUCUUCCGCCGCAAAAAAGUGGAGGAGGAUAUCAAACCUGGCUACUUCAAGUGA
Molecule: messenger RNA, 873 nt
Organism: Camelina sativa (false flax)
Lineage: Eukaryota; Viridiplantae; Streptophyta; Magnoliopsida; Brassicales; Brassicaceae
Source: RefSeq, a predicted model, not a curated record